AUGGCCAGAGGACAGCCCGCCUCCUCACCACCAGCGGCGACUCCGCUCAGAAAGUCAACGUCCAGCACGCAGAAUAUGAAGAACCAAAAGUCAAUCCUGGGAUUCUUCCAGAAGUCCUCGCCGUCUACACCUUCGACACGAAUUGCUGAACCCAUAUCUUCGCCCGCCCAGGGAGCAUCUGAAUCCCUCCCAUCCACCGUCAAGCACGAGGCGAGGUCCGCGAAGGCCGCCUCAAAGUUCACGCAAGACCUUACACCCGUGCCAAGUAGCGACUUGGGAUUGAUUGAUGAGGAAGAUGAUAAGAAGCAGAUUAGCCCCAUUGCUCCCAAGACAACCGAUUCUCCUUCACGGCGGGGCCUGAAGAAAGUGAACUACAUGGAAUCCGGCUCCGAGGGCGAAGACGACGAUGAAGAGAUAUUCCGUCCGACUCGGAAGAACAACAGGGCUUCAAAAAGAAGGAAGGUAUCACCCGAUAGUGAUGAAGCCUUUGAGCAGGAUGCACAAGAGGCCGAAUACUCUGACGACGAAAUGGACGACUUUGUUGUUCCCGACGAGUCAGAGGACGAGGCGAAACCUACCAAGAAACGAAAGAAGCCAGCCAGCCAACCGAAGGGCAAGUCAUCACCUUCACUCCUGCCAGCUGUCAGUGAUGAGGACCGCGACUUGGAACUUCCUGACGCCUCAUCGGGCUCAGCAAUGAAGUGGACCUUUGAUCCUGAGAACACAGAAGCUCGUCCGGCUCGAGCUAGGCCCUCUGUUUCCAAGACACCAUCCAGCACAUCUAAACCCAAAGCACAUACCACAGAACCGGAGCAACGUUAUGCGUGGCUUGCCAACAUCCGGGAUAUUGACGGUAAUCCCAUUGGCCACCCUGAUUACGAUCCUCGCACGCUUUAUAUCCCUCCUCUAGCAUGGUCCAAGUUUUCUCCCUUCGAGAAGCAGUACUGGGAAAUCAAGCAGAAGUUCUGGGACACUAUUGUAUUUUUCAAGAAGGGCAAAUUUUAUGAGCUUUAUGAAAAUGACGCAACCAUCGGACACCAGUUAUUCGACUUGAAGCUCACUGAUCGUGUGAACAUGCGCAUGGUGGGUGUUCCCGAGUCGAGCUUGGACCAGUGGGCAAAUCAAUUCGUGGCAAAAGGGUUUAAAAUUGCCAGGGUUGAUCAGUCUGAAUCGGCUCUAGGAAAAGAGAUGCGUGAAAGGGGAGGCAAGAUAGCUGGAGGAAAACAGGACAAAGUCAUUAAGAGAGAACUAGCAUGUGUUCUCACUGCAGGUACCCUUGUUGAAGGCUCUAUGCUGCAGGACGAUAUGUCCACCUUCUGUGUGGCUAUCAAAGAGGCAAUUAUUGAAGAUCGUCCGGCAUUUGGACUCGCCUUCGUCGACACUGCAACAGGACAAUUCUUCCUGUCGGAAUUCGUCGACGAUGCAGAUAUGACCAAAUUUGAGACAUUCGUUGCGCAAACACGGCCACAAGAACUUCUUCUCGAGAAAUCGACCGUGUCUCAGAAAGCCCUACGCAUAUUGAAGAACAAUACAGGCCCGACAACGAUCUGGAACCAUCUCAAGCCGGGCAAGGAGUUCUGGGAGGCUGACAUCACCGUGAAAGAGCUCGAUGCGAGCGAGUAUUUUACUUCCAGAGACAGCGAUAACCUCGACUCCUGGCCAGAGGCUCUUCGACAGGCUCGUGACAAGGAACUUGUGAUGUCGGCUUUUGGCGCCAUGGUACAAUACCUCCGGCUUCUAAAGAUCGAGCGUGAUCUGAUCACGAUUGGCAAUUUCUCGUGGUACGAUCCCAUCAAGAAGGCUUCUAGUCUUGUUCUGGAUGGCCAAACUCUGAUCAACAUGGAAAUCUUUGCAAACUCUUUCGAUGGUAGCAUCGAUGGUACACUCUUCCAGCUUCUUAACCGUUGUAUCACUCCGUUUGGAAAGCGGAUGUUCAAGCAAUGGGUAUGCCACCCAUUGGUCGAUGCAAAGAAGAUCAACGCCCGGUUGGACGCCGUGGAUGCUUUGAACGCUGAUCCCAGUGUCCGGGAUCAGUUCUCUUCUCAGCUCACAAAGAUGCCGGAUCUUGAGCGCUUAAUAUCCCGCAUCCAUGCUGCAAGCUGCAGGGCUCAAGAUUUCGUACGGGUGCUAGAAGGCUUUGAACAGAUCGAAUACACUAUGAGCAUUCUCAAGGAUAGCGGUUCGGGUGAAGGCGUCAUUGGACAGUUGAUCAACUCAAUGCCCGAUUUGACGGAGCUCCUAGAGUACUGGAAAACUGCCUUCGACCACUCCCAAGCAAGGGAGAGCGGCCUCUUAGUACCCAAACCCGGUGUUGAGGAAGAUUUCGAUAAAUCUCAGAACACUAUCAAACAGUUGCACCAAGACCUAGAGGAUCUACUGAAACGGGUCCGUAGUGAGCUAGGCUCUACUGCCAUCGUCUACAGGGACAAUGGCAAAGAGAUCUACCAGAUGGAAGUGCCGAUUAAGGUGAAGAAUGUCCCCAGGAGCUGGGAUCAAAUGUCAGCAACGAAGCAGGUCAAACGGUACUACUUCCCUGAGUUGCGCACUGCCAUCCGCAGAUUGCAAGAAGCCCAGGAGACCCAUAGUCAAAUUGUCAAGGAAGUCUCGAAACGAUUCUUCGCCCGCUUCGACGAGCAUUACUCCACUUGGCUUUCUGCUGUUCGGGUUGUCUCGCAGCUGGACUGCUUGAUCAGCCUGGCGAAGGCGUCGUCAAAUCUAGGCGAACCGAGCUGUCGCCCUGUGUUCGUUGACGAUGAACGAAGUGUGCUGGAGUUCGAGGAGCUUCGACACCCUUGUCUCCUCUCCUCUGUUGACGAUUUUAUUCCCAAUGACGUUCGACUGGGUGGUAGCGCUCCAAGCAUCGAUUUGCUUACUGGCGCCAACGCGGCCGGAAAGUCUACUCUCCUUCGCAUGACCUGUGUUGCUGUUAUCAUGGCCCAAAUCGGCUGCUACAUGCCUUGCAGGUCCGCCCGCCUAACCCCGGUCGACCGCAUUAUGUCGCGCCUAGGCGCGAACGAUAACAUCUUUGCUGCCCAAUCUACAUUCUUCGUCGAGCUCUCUGAAACCAAGAAGAUUCUCUCCGAAGCAACACCACGCUCCCUCGUUAUCCUUGACGAACUCGGCCGCGGGACCAGUUCAUACGACGGCGUCGCUGUUGCCCAGGCGGUUCUUCACCACGUCGCAACCCACAUCGGCGCCCUCGGUUUCUUCGCAACGCACUAUCACUCCCUCGCCGCCGAAUUUGAGGGUCACCCGGAGAUCGCACCUAAACGCAUGAAAAUCCACGUCGACGAAGCAGAGCGCCGUGUCACGUUCUUGUACAAGCUCGAGCCCGGUGUUGCCGAAGGCAGCUUUGGUAUGCAUUGCGCUGCUAUGUGCGGAAUCUCCAAUACCGUCAUCGAGAGGGCCGAAGUCGCUGCUAAGCAGUGGGAGCACACCAGUCGACUUACCGAGAAUCUUGAGCGCCGCAAGGGCGGAGGGCUCGUUGGGCUCGGUUGGUGGAGUGAUAUCGCCUGGGCUCUCCGAGAGACAACCAGCAAGGAAACAGACGAUGAUUACGGUGCGGAACUCACAGAUAGGGGCUUGGAGGUCCUUCGGAGAGCAAUCGAGGCUCUGUGA
This is a messenger RNA of Aspergillus calidoustus, 3618 nucleotides long. Lineage: Eukaryota; Fungi; Ascomycota; Eurotiomycetes; Eurotiales; Aspergillaceae. The record is from the annotation of a GenBank genome assembly.